AUGAAGACCCUCUUGUGGAAUGUCAGGGGCUGCAAUGCCCCUGACAAGAUUCGCUUGAUCAAGCGAUGUCUUGAUCAAGUGAGGCCGGAUAUUCUUCUCUUACAAGAAACAAAGAUCAAAGAGGAGGAUUUUAGCUUAUUUUCUAGGAAAUUUCAAUCAUGGAAUUGUAGUCAAGUUAGAGCACAAGGCACUUCUGGAGGUCUAGCCAUUCUUUGGAAGGGGUCAGCUAUUGUUGUGAUUAUUGUUAGGGCCACUUGCUUGUGGCAAUGGCUGAAAGUUAUUUCAAUGCAAUUGCAGACAAGUUUCUUCCUCUUCAACAUUUAUGGACCGACCAACUCAAAUUUGAAAAAGCAACUGUGGAGUGAGUUAUCAGAUAUUUUGACAAAUGACAAGGAAAAUGUUUUCAUUCUAGGAGGAGAUUUCAAUGCUCUAAUCAGGCCUUCAGACAAGAAAGGGGGCAUGGGGUGGAAUAGGCAGAGUCAAAGAGAUUUCAGCUCCUUCGUCACAAGUUCAAGCCUAAUUGAAAUCCCUUUUAAAAUGGGAGAAUUUACAUGGACCAACAGGAGGAGUAUAUUCCUUAAUAUUGCUGAAAAAUUAGAUAGAUUUUUCAUAACUGGAGAUUGGUUGGAGAGUCACUGGACCAGCGAUGCGGAGAUCUUACCUUUUACGGGAUCAGAUCACUACCCAAUAUGCCUAAGGGUGCAAGAUGACAGUGCUCCAGAGAGGUGUCCCUUUAAAUUUGAGGCAAUGUGGCUUCAGGAUGGUAACAUAAAAAAUCUUAUAGGCCAAUGGUGGCAACACAAGCUGGAAAACCCAGGUAAUAAAGCUUUCACUUUUUUCAAAAAAAUUCAAUUUGUAAAAGAUCAACUUAAGCAAUGGAACAGAGUAACUUUUAGAAAUAUAUUCAAAGACAAGCUUAUUUUAGAAAAAGAUCUAAAAUCCUUACAUGAGCAAAUUAUUAACAAUGGAAUGGAUGAAGACCUAUAUAAACAGGAAAAAUCUCUCAAUAACCAAUAUGCGGAAGUGUUAGCUAGGGAGGAGACUUUUUGGAGACAAAAGUCAAGAGAAAACCGGUUGAAGGAGGGUGAUAGAAACACAAAAUUCUUUCAUACCUCAGUUAAAGUUAAAAGGGCUCACAACAAGAUCUUCUCAAUUAAGAACCAAGGUGGAAACACGCUCACAGACCAAAAGCAAAUAAAUCAGGCUGCAAUAGAUCAUUUUUUUGAGAUUUUCAAUAGGGUGGACAAUCAGGAAGGACAUAUGCCUCACAUUAUAGAGGUCAUUCCCCCAUGCAUAAUGGAGGAUCACAACAAAAGGUUAAUGGAGAUGGUUUCAUUGGAAGAGGUUAAAAAGGUUGUCUUCAGCUUAGGAGCAGACAAAUCCCCUAGGUCGGAUGGCUUUCCAGCUCUGUUCUUUCAAAAGUUUUGGGACAUCUUGGCGGAAGAUAUUCAUGGAGUUGUAGAGGAAUCUAGGAGGGGAGGCCUACCAGCUCUGAGAGAGCUGGAUGAUUUCACAGAGGCAAAGGAAGUGUUAGUUCAGUUAUGGGGUGAUAAAGUAAAGGACUACAUGCAGAGUUCUACAGGUGACCUAGGUAAAGAAUGGUAUUGGAAAGAUUUAUCUUCAACUGGCUUAUCUGCUCAGGAACAACAGAGACUUAGUAUUGUGUUGAACCAGAGGAAGGUUUUCCUCAUAGGUAAGGAAGACAAGGUGAUUUGGUGUGGGGCUAAGGAUGGUAAGUAUUCAGUCAAAUUGGGAUAUCAGCUGAUAGAAGGUAGAGAGGAGGCACCUUCAAAAACAUGGCCCCUUUUCUGGAGUAAAGAAUGCCUCCCAAAAGCUGGAGCCUUUGCUUGGUUGGCGACGAAAGGUAGAAUCUUAACAGGGGAAAGGAGGAAGAGGCUCGACUUGGAGGGACCUUCAAAGUGUGUAAUGUGCAAUCAGGCAAAAGAAUCAGUGGAUCAUUUGCUCUUAACUUGUGAAGUAGCACAAAAAUGUUGGUCUGAACUUCAGAAGAAUUUAAAUUGGCAGGGGCUGCUACAAUGCUCAAUUAGAGAGGUUUUUGAGAGCUGGCCAAAACACACAAGGAAGUCAACUCUCUGA
Cryptomeria japonica (Japanese cedar) is the source of this 2097-nucleotide messenger RNA. RefSeq lists its product as uncharacterized. Gene Ontology annotation, molecular function: DNA binding; endonuclease activity. NCBI's taxonomy places the organism in Eukaryota, Viridiplantae, Streptophyta, Pinopsida, Cupressales, Cupressaceae. The transcript is spliced from 2 exons. Gene Ontology annotation, biological process: DNA repair. The coding region runs from base 1 to 2097 and encodes 698 amino acids. The record is from RefSeq and is a predicted model, not a curated record.